Messenger RNA from Vigna radiata var. radiata (mung bean), 1010 nucleotides. Its product is annotated as cardiolipin synthase (CMP-forming), mitochondrial. The record is from RefSeq and is a predicted model, not a curated record. Lineage: Eukaryota; Viridiplantae; Streptophyta; Magnoliopsida; Fabales; Fabaceae. Gene Ontology annotation, biological process: cardiolipin biosynthetic process. Gene Ontology annotation, cellular component: mitochondrion; membrane. Gene Ontology annotation, molecular function: cardiolipin synthase activity.
CAAUGUUUUUUUCAAAUUUAUAUAAAUGAGAAGAUUGAAAGAGUGAGAAUGUAUUCUUUCUUGAUAUAUUUAUUUAAUGGAGAAAAACCUUUGGGGUUUGGAUAAAGUUAUAGAAGAAGACGAGGGCUUCACCGGAAGAUGUUAGAAUAAUGGUUCUGUUCCGCAAGUUCAUCAAAGCAGUAUUCGCCGACAACACCCAAACCCAAGCCCGAGCCCGAACCUUCCUCACCUCAAUAUACGCAUUCCCCUGGUACGCGCCUCACCACAACAACCGCCACUCCCGUUCAACAAACAAUUACAGAUUCCUCUCUCCCGGCCCAGGCCCAGGCCCAGGCUCAGGCCCUCUCUUCCUCACUCGUCCCCCAUGGAAACUCUCUCAAUCCGCCACCCCUCUCUAUUUGCACGAAAACGCCGUCGUUUUCCCCAAGGUCCACCCCUUCAAUUUGCUUCGCUACGCUCCUCCUCUCCCUCUCCGCUUCCCUGAUCCGCUUCCCUCCGUUUCCACCAACCCUUCCCUUUUCCACAGCUUCGUCAAUCUCCCCAAUUUCAUAUCCUUCUCCCGAUUACUUUCCGGUCCUCUUCUCGCAUGGAUGAUCUCCAACGAAUUCUAUACUCCAGCAUUUGUAGGGUUGGCACUCUCUGGGGCCACUGAUUGGCUGGAUGGAUACGUGGCUCGGAAGAUGAAGAUAGAUUCCGUAGUGGGUUCCUACCUUGAUCCCCUUGCUGACAAGGUUCUUAUUGGUUGCGUUGCACUUGCCAUGGUGCAUAAAGAUCUACUGCAUCCUGGACUUGUUAGUCUUGUUGUGUUUCGGGACGUCUUCCUUGUGGGGGGUGCAGUAUUUCUGAGAGCAAAUAGCUUGGGUUGGAAGUGGAAAAGCUGGUUUGAUUUUUUUAACCUUGAUGGAACCGCCCGCCAAAAGGUUGAACCACUCCUUCUAAGCAAGGUGAAUACAGUGUUCCAAUUAGCUCUAGUUGCUGCUGCUCUUCUUCAACCAGAGUUUGGAACACAG